This is a messenger RNA of Oncorhynchus keta (chum salmon), 767 nucleotides long. RefSeq lists its product as uncharacterized. Gene Ontology annotation, cellular component: cytoplasm. Lineage: Eukaryota; Metazoa; Chordata; Actinopteri; Salmoniformes; Salmonidae. The transcript has 3 exons. Gene Ontology annotation, biological process: NAD+ biosynthetic process. The record is from RefSeq and is a predicted model, not a curated record. Bases 421 to 702 code for a protein of 93 amino acids. Gene Ontology annotation, molecular function: NAD+ synthase (glutamine-hydrolyzing) activity; glutaminase activity.
CCCAACCAACAUAGAGAAUAAACAGCUCUCUAUGGUCAGGGCGUGACAGUACUAGAGAAUGUCAAUUUUUUUUAUUUAGAAUUUUCUGUCUCACUUUAAAAAAAUGCAGUGUUGUCUGCUUCAGUCCAACAUAAAAUAACAAAAAUAGUAUGGACCCCUCUCUCUAUUUGACCUUCACCUCAAUACCCCUCUAUUCUGCAGCCUGGCUGGCUACUUCACUAAGUAAGUAUGACUGCUCAGUAAGGCAGACCUGACAAGCUUCCUGCAGUACUGUGUCGAAAAGUUCCAGCUCACCGCCCUCAGAAGGUGAAGCAUGCUGUUCUGCAAAUCCAUAUUCUUCUCUGGGACAAUACAAAACAGUCAGUAUAAUGUCAGGAGACUCACCGUGUUGGCAACUGUCUUUAUGUCCUCUGUAGUAUCAUGGCUGCACCUCCCACUGCAGAGCUGGAGCCCCUGACAGACGGCCAGGUGUCGCAGACUGAUGAGCCUGAUAUAGGGAUGACAUACUCAGAGCUGUCUGUGAUUGGCCGGAUCAGGAAGAUCUCCAAGUGCGGCCCCGUACAGCAUGUCCUGCAAACUCAUCCGCACGUGGAGGGAGGUCCUCUCCCCUCCACAGGGGGCAGCCAAAGUGAAACACUUCUUCCAGAUGUAUUCUGUGAACAGACACAAAAUGACAACUGUGACACUAUCCUACCACACUGAGAGCUAUGGAUGGCCCCGAUGACAACCGCUUUGACCUCAGGCCAUUGCUCUACAACACUCGCUGG